Messenger RNA from Abrus precatorius (Indian licorice), 2174 nucleotides. Its product is annotated as probable rhamnogalacturonate lyase B. NCBI's taxonomy places the organism in Eukaryota, Viridiplantae, Streptophyta, Magnoliopsida, Fabales, Fabaceae. The transcript is spliced from 15 exons. Bases 99 to 2057 code for a protein of 652 amino acids. The record is from RefSeq and is a predicted model, not a curated record. Gene Ontology annotation, molecular function: carbohydrate binding.
ACCUCCAGAACUUCCGCCAUAACACGACAAAUAAAUAAAACAAACUACAGCAAAAAUAUAGUGUGACUAGAAAUAGGAACUGAGGAAGACCCUUCACCAUGGCCUCAGAAGCAGUGCAGCUACGCGUCGAAGACAGUCAAGUGGUUAUGGACAAUGGCAUACUGCAAGUGUUUUUAUCCAAUCCAGGUGGAUUUGUUACUAAAAUACAAUAUAAUGGCAUUGAUAAUCUGCUUGAAGCUCUUAACAAAAGUGGUGACAGAGAGUAUUGGGACGUUGUAUGGAGUGAAGCCGGAAGUACAGGAACAACUGGGACAUUUGAAAAGAUUAUUGGGACAAGUUUUAAUGUAAUAACUGAAAAUGAGGAACAGGUUGAAAUCUCAUUUACAAGUGAGUGGGAUCCAUCUCUGAAAGGAAAGCGAGCACCUCUAAAUAUCGACAAAAGGUAUGUGAUGCUUCGUAAUUCCUCGGGCUUCUACUCUUACGCCAUCUUUGAACACCUAAAGGAGUGGCCUAAUUUCAACAUACCUCAAAUCAGGAUUGUUUAUAGGCUUCGAAAAGACAUGUUUCAUUACAUGGCUGUUUCGGAUAAUAGACAAAGAUUUAUGCCUCUCCCAGACGACCGGUUACCCGGAAGAGGAAAAGAACUAGUUCCCCCUGAAGCAGUUUUGCUAGUCAAUCCCGUGGAGCCAGAGUUUAAAGGAGAGGUGGAUGACAAGUACCAAUACUCGAGUGAAAACGAAGAUCUUAAGGUCCAUGGAUGGAUAAGUUCCCAACCCGAAACUGAUUCAGCAAUGGGGUUCUGGGUAAUCAUACCAAGCAAUGAGUUCCGAUCAGGUGGCCUUGUUAAGCAGAACUUAACCUCUCACGUAGGCCCAAUAAGCCUCGCCAUGUUUCUUAGUGCUCAUUACGCAGGAGAGGAUAUAGUUCUCAAACUUCAACCAAAUGAGCCUUGGAAAAAAGUUUUUGGACCAACUUUUGUUUAUCUCAACAGUUUGUUGGAUGGUGGGGACCCACUGGAGCUCUGGGAAGACGCCAAAUAUCAGAUGAACGAGGAGGUUCAAAGUUGGCCCUAUGACUUUCCAGCUUCGGAGGAUUUUCAAAAGUCUGGCCAAAGGGGUAGUGUGUGUGGCACUUUACUAGUCCAAGACAGGUGCCUAAGUAACGAGUACAUAUUAGCAGAAGGCGCAUACGUAGGACUGGCACCACCAGGAGAAGCUGGAUCCUGGCAAAGAGAAUGCAAGGGAUACCAGUUUUGGACUAGAGCAAACGAGGAAGGCUACUUCUCAAUCAAUAAUAUUCGUAGUGGAGAAUACAAUCUCUACGCGUGGGUUCCAGGUUUCAUUGGAGAGUAUUGGAACAAUGUUGUCCUCACCAUAACCCCAGGUUGUGAAAUAAACGUUGGUGACAUUAUUUAUGAGCCUCCAAGAGAUGGUCCUACAUUAUGGGAGAUAGGCAUUCCUGAUCGCUCUGCUGCAGGGUUCUAUGUUCCUGAUCCUAAUCCAGAGUACAUAAAUAAGCUUUUUGUCGACCAUCCAGAUAAGUUUAGGCAGUAUGGUUUGUGGGAAAGAUAUGCAGAUUUAUACCCAAAUGAAGAUUUAAUUUAUACUGUUGGUGUCAGUGACUAUAGCGAAGAUUGGUUCUUUGCACAAGUCACCCGGAAGAAAAAUGAUGGCAGUUAUCAAGGAACUACGUGGCAAAUUAAGUUCAACCUCGAUAACGUGGAGGAGAGUGGAAUCUACAAAUUGCGAGUGGCACUAGCAAGUGCAAAUGUCUCCGAAUUACAGGUUAGAGUGAAUGAUCAAAACCAAGAUCCUCCACUAUUUACUACGGGAGUGAUUGGGAAGGACAAUGCAAUCGCUAGACAUGGGAUUCAUGGACUCUACUGGCUAUUCAGUAUUGAUGUGCCAUAUCUUCAGCUAGUGAAAGGCCUUAAUACUAUAUUCCUAACACAGGCAAUGGCUACUGGCCCCUUGGUCCUCUUCCAGGGGAUUAUGUAUGACUAUAUCCGUUUAGAAGGCCCUAACCCUUUUCUUCUCAUAAAAACCAAUUCAGUAUGACCCUUCUUUGUACCUACUACAACACCUUUUACAAUCACAAAUUUACAAUGUUGUUUGCGUGUCUUGUUUUGUAUCGUAAAUAUAUGAACUUCGACAUUGGACUUUAGUAUAUCAUAC